AUGUUGAUGAGGGCGAUCAAUAUAUUGAUAAUACUGCAAGAGUUACGCGUUGAGCUCGAUGUGAAGAGAGGAGAAGAGGAAAGGCUUCAACGAAAAAUCGCAGACUUAUUGAAAGAGUGCGCUUCAGGGAGCUCGGCCAGUGAGCAAAGUCGGGCUUUUGGAAUGUCCGUGUCACGUUUUGUGGUGAAAGCUGAUGCGAAUCAGCUUGCAGCAAGCUUGCGGACUAUUUCUAGGCUAGCCGAUAACAUCAGUGGCAAGAAGGAAAAAUAUUCCGGAACGGGCGGUGGGAUUUUUGCAUUGCCUACAUUACCACCAUAUCUGAUUCCCCUCGCAGAAGUAUUAUCGGAAAAACACCACGUAUCUGGUGUGCCGGAAAUCGAUGAUUUUGAUGAUGACGAACAAAUGAAUGGCGAAACAGCUGCUGAAGAAAAGGAUUUAAUCACUGAUGAUCUAGACGCACAGCACACGCAUACUCUCAGGUCUUCUCAUAGGAAAAGUUUGUCUGCGAGCGCUCGAGAAACAUUGUCUCUUUUUACAGACAAGAGGUCCAUGUUAUAUGAAGAAGAGAUAAAGGUGGCGCAGAUGAAACAAAAAAAACUAAAACUGGAGAUCGAGGUAUGGGAAGUAAAACUGGAAGAAGCCAAAUUAGCUCUUGAAGUCACAAAGGCGAAGGCUGUUGCGGCUAGAAAUCCUUCGGCACAAGUCCCGUACUAUUUUGCAGGCCGUGACGAAUCAUAUAGUCCAAGUAUUUGA
Molecule: messenger RNA, 753 nt
Organism: Cylicocyclus nassatus
Lineage: Eukaryota; Metazoa; Nematoda; Chromadorea; Rhabditida; Strongylidae
Source: the annotation of a GenBank genome assembly